GUGGCUACUCUGCUUUGUUGUUCUGGUCUUAAAAUGGCCGACAGAAUACACAUCAUUUCAGGCAGCGAACAGUAAAAUUCGAGGAUCUGAUCUGUUUUACGCAACAAUUCGUACUUAUCGCCUCUGAUUAUCGUUCUGUCAGGACUGAAUUAGAAAAUAAUAUCUGUUGUCGCUAUUGACGUGCGAUAUAUGACAUAUCGUGAAAGAAAAGAAUAUGGGGCAGACACUGUCAGAGCCAGUCACAGAAAAGGAGUCUGCAUGUUGUCAAAAUCAACUGUACAGAGUGGGUUCUAGCUGCAUGCAGGGAUGGCGUAUAAAUAUGGAAGACUCGCACACCCAUCUCUUAUCACUUCCGGAUGACCCAGGGACUGCAUUUUUUGCUGUCUAUGAUGGACACGGAGGUGCCAAGAUCGCUCAGUAUGCAGGAAAACACCUACACAAAUUUAUUUUGCAGCGACCAGAGUAUAAAGAAGGAUUAAUACCAGAUGCUAUGAAGCAAGGGUUUUUGGAUGUUGAUACUGCAAUGCUUGAAGAUGAAGCACUGAAAGAUGAAAUGGCUGGGACAACUGCAGUUGCUGUACUAAUCAAAAACAAUUCUCUUUUCUGUGCCAAUGUAGGGGACUCCAGAGCAAUUGCAAGUGUUGCAGGUAGGGUAGAACCCCUGUCUUAUGAUCACAAGCCUAGCAAUUAUGCAGAAAAAAAGAGAAUAGUCGCUGCUGGGGGCUGGGUAGAAUACAACCGUGUCAAUGGGAAUUUGGCUCUUUCAAGAGCAUUAGGUGACUUCAUCUUCAAGAAGAACCAAAGAGUUCGACCAGAGGAACAAAUUGUUACAGCUUUUCCGGAUGUGGAAGAUAAAACCAUCACACCGGAUUGGGAGUUUAUUAUCCUUGCAUGUGAUGGUAUUUGGGAUGUUAUGACUAAUGAGGAAGUUGUUGAGUUUGUCAGAAUGCGAAUUGGAUCAGGCAUGGAUCCUGAAGAUAUUUGUGAGGACCUUAUGAAUUGUUGCUUGGCUCCUGAUUGUCAGAUGGGUGGUCUUGGUUGUGACAAUAUGACUGUUGUAUUAGUGUGCUUUUUGCAUGGAAAGUCUUAUGAGGACCUGUCAGCACGCUGUUCAAUUGAACCAGAGCCAUUACCAGACCCUGCAUCAACGACUCCUGAACUUGAAUACUAGUCAUCUUUAAAGUAAGGUUAAUGUAAUUGUUUAGGACUAAAUCCCCUAUUAAAUUUUUAAAGCCAAAUAUUUUCUCUAUAAUGCUUUGUUCUGCAUUUAAUUGUCUUUGUUUUCUGAACCAAAAGCUUUAAAUCUUUUUAGGUUUUUUUAGUAUCUGUUCCCAUGUGUUUAUUAGUGCCAUUCUUUCAUGUGCUGCUUUUCUAUAAAUUUUGGCCACCUGUAACUAUGACUUACACAAUUCUUGGUUGUGUCUUAAACAUGAAUUUAAUAUUUGAAAGUUUAACAGUGGCAGCAAACUUCUAUUUCAAUCAUUGCAGCUAUUUUAAAUUGAUGAAAGUGCUCCUUACCUGUCUAUGAAGUUAAAUAAUGACAUUUUCUUUAACAAAUUCAUAUUGUUAGUCUGAUUUUUGUUUCUUUUGAGACUACUUUUGUCAUACUGUUCUGAAGAGUUAGUGUUGAAACCUAUUAAUUAAACUUUAUUCUGUUGUCAUUAUUAUUGUUUUUAAGGCUUUUCAAAGCCAUUUUUAUCAUGUUGAUUGGGUCUGGGUUUGCAUGCAAUUUGUUCUUAAUGGCAUGUGAAAUUUAUGAACUACCCAUUCCUUACAUUAUGAUUUGCUACUUAAAGUAAUCUAAGGUUGUUAGAUGACAGGUUGGCAAUUUCUGACAUUUUAAUGAGGCUGCAAAGUGCCUCUUAUCAGGUUGUUCUGCAUCAAUUUUCUUAAUGAUAUGCAUGACUUAGUAAAAUUGGUUGUUUGAUAGCAUUGCAAAUCUCAUUAGCAAUGUUGUGAUCUAAGGUUUUCUUGGUCCACAGAUUUGUAGACUUCCAUGUGUUUUACUGGUUUGUAAGUAAUUCUGGAAUGAACUACUUAUUGUUUGACAAACAAGAGGAAUACAGUCCCCUAAAAUUUCAAUUUUUUAGUUGUCUUCUUUUUGUGGAUUUUGUGUUGAAACACUUUUAAGCUUCUGUGAACUUGCUUAAAACCUUAUUGACUCUCACUAUGACAGCAGAGGAAACUACCGUUAAACAGGCUAAGAUGGACCAUGUGAGGUAAUGUGGACCACCCUCCUAUGCUCUGCUUGACCACUGAGCUGUCGCCCAACAUUGUUAGGAAUACGACUAAGUGGUAGUAUGAGUUGAGCAGAAGCGGAAUAUAGAAAAAAAGAAGGUGGUCCACUUCACCCCGCAUGGUCCAUAUUACCGUUUUACGGUAGUCAUUGAUAGUCUCAGUUGCAUGCAAAAGUACCUAAGUAACAAUUAUUUUUAUAUCUGCUCGUCAAUCAAUGUCUGUCUUCCUCUUGUUCUUCUGUAAUGUACACCUUUGGUUAUCUCCUUUAAUGGCACCAAUUUAUUGAGAUUUAAAUGCAGUUCAACUACAGUAAUCUAUAUUCUCUGUGACUACAAUGGAAAGGUAAUGAUCUCAAAUUAGUACUUUUGACCAUUGUACCUACUGAAAUUCAUAAUUUGUCAAAUACUUUCUCUUGGCUGAUUGUAUUUUAAUCUGAUGCAUGCUCAGAAGCGCAUAAAUUUAUACAGUAAUUAGUAAGUACUGAUGAUGUAAGCAUCCAAAACUAUUCCAAGAAUCAGAAUUUUUGCCCAGUGAAUUGUAAUAUUUUGCAGGCAUUAUUUUGUGCCUUUUUUUUAAAAUUUGAAAAUAUCUACACUAAGGGGAAGAUGUAGGUAGUACUUUGGUGACUUGAUACUAAGUGUAUCUCAUGAUCUUGUUAGUAAUCUGUUUUUUUUUUUUUGUUUUUUUUUCAAAAAAAACUAUAAAAAUAUAAAAUAAAAAAAUAUCUUAAUACGUAGAAGCAGAAAAAAAGAGGUGUGAGGUAACUGUUGAAACCGGUCAACGGUCCUCAUGGGAUGCUGUAGUAAUUGUAUGGACGUGAUAUUUGCUUACUGUUUUAGUGAUCCCUCUAAUGUUUCGUGUUAAACACCUACCUACAGUGAAACCAGCUCAUAACGUGGAUCCCAAGGAAUGACCAGAAGUUAUGUUUUAAGCGAGAUUUUUAACACACAGCUGUAUAAAAAUGUGACAUUCUAUCGGGCGUACGUAAUAAGUGAGUCUCACUGUACUUGUACGAUAUUCUUUUCAUGAAUUGAAGUGCAGCACAUUUAAUCUCAAUUCUCAGAACUUUUCAUACUGAUAGUGUCUGUAUUGUGUCAAACCUAUUUUUACUAUCUGCUCUGUGAUUUCCAAAAUUAUUUUCAACUGUGAAUGUGGAAUGUUGAGGCUGAUCUUUUCAAAUUAUUUUAGGUACUUGAUUUGAGUGUGAUAGAGCUCAAAUCUUAAUUUCAUAAACUUGAUGUGAGUGGAGCACAAAUUUGUAGUAAUGAGUUUUAAGAAAUCUUGACUAUUUUUCUCAGUGUGUCCACAACUCAUUGUGUAUUACCAAUGGAGCACAUUUAAUUUUGUACAAAUUAUGUUACUAUAUCAGAAUACUACUUCCUGUGGUGUUAAUACAGAAACUCAGCCAUUACUCAUUGUGUUAUAGGAACUAAUCACUGAUGGGAUCAAUUUCGUUGUUAUGUAUGAGAUUUUAUAAUGAAUGAAUUCCUAGUUGCUCAUCUCUUCAAAAUAAACAUUUUUACCUAGUUCCAAAUGUCUUACACAGGGAAA
Frankliniella occidentalis (western flower thrips) is the source of this 3789-nucleotide messenger RNA. Its product is annotated as probable protein phosphatase 2C T23F11.1. Bases 215 to 1171 code for a protein of 318 amino acids. The record is from RefSeq and is a predicted model, not a curated record. Gene Ontology annotation, biological process: protein dephosphorylation. NCBI's taxonomy places the organism in Eukaryota, Metazoa, Arthropoda, Insecta, Thysanoptera, Thripidae. Gene Ontology annotation, molecular function: protein serine/threonine phosphatase activity; cation binding. The transcript has 7 exons.